This is a messenger RNA of Paramuricea clavata, 1789 nucleotides long. NCBI's taxonomy places the organism in Eukaryota, Metazoa, Cnidaria, Anthozoa, Malacalcyonacea, Plexauridae. The record is from the annotation of a GenBank genome assembly.
AUGGCCGACGAAAUAGAAGCGUUUCUAGACGAAUUUAGGACAUUUCUCUCUCGGUUGCCUCAUGUUUACGAGCAAUUACGAUUAAAUCAAUUCACUCAAGCAUUGGAAAUUGCUGAUAAUAUGCUUUCAACUUCCGAGCGGACAUGUUCUUUGUGUGUUAUUUUUCUUUUUCUAUUUGAAUGUCGCGAGGAUGAAAUUUCUCAUGAAAUAGUGGAGAAAUUGCAAACUCUUAUUGGUCAAUACGAACAGUUCACAAGACGCUACAGGGAUGUUAUUCAAAACCUGCAAGAACAAGAAACGGACAACAGAUUUCGCUGUCAAAACGACCCUGCUUUUGGUGAAAAUUUAAGGGGAAGACCACGAUUCCGUGUUACAAAAGCACAAAUUGAAAGCCUUCGAGAAAUUGGUUUUUCGUGGACUAAAAUAGCAGAACUGAUUGGCGUUUCGAGGGUAACAUUGUACAGACGACGGCGGGAAUUGGAGAUCGGAUAGCAACAUAAUUACAGCGAACUAACUGAUGUACAACUUGAUGCUGUGAUUCAGUCCAUAGUUCAAAACUCACCCAACUCUGGACAGGUGAUGAUGAGAGGUGCGCUUCUUGGGCGGGGAUUGCGAAUUCAAAGGAGAAGAAUAAGAGAGUCAAUGUUGCGGGUAGAUCCUGCUGGAACAGAGUGUAGACGGCGUUUGCGAACAAAGAGAAGAGUUUAUAAUGUUACAGGAUUGAACAGUCUGUGGUAGGUAAAUUUUCAGCACUGUUUCUUAUUUUAUCCACACACCCUUCCUAUAAAAAAGUCAGUUGUAAAUGGGAAAGUACUUGCCUUCGACAUUCGUCUUAUUUGCAUAGACCUCGCUCCAUUGUCCCUCAGUUUGUAUGAAAACCUGAGGCAAAAUGGCAAAUACUUUCCCAUACGUACCUACCCAGCAACAUGGCUGCCAUUACAGAUUUACAUAGAUGUAAGUAUGGUGUAAUUGUUUUUGUACAAACAGGCACAUAGAUGGAAAUCAUAAACUUAUACGCUGGCGUAUAGUAAUCCAUGGUGGCAUAGAUGGCUUUUCCCGUACUAUUGUGUAUCUUGGUUGCAACACAAACAAUGAGGCAAAUACAGUGCUGGAUUUGUUCACAAAUGCUCGACAUCAGUUUCAUGCUCCACAUCGCAUUAGAAGUGAUCAUGGAACUGAAAAUGUUGAGGUAGCUAAGUGGAUGCUAGAUCAUCAUGGCACAACAUCUAACCCUGUUUUAACAGGGCGAUCUGUUCAUAACCAAAGGAUUGAGCGUCUCUGGCGUGAUGCGGCUCAGUCAUUCAUUGGCUUAUACCAAAGAUUAUUUUAUUUUAUGGAGUCACACCAGUUCCUAGACCCUAUGGAUGAAGUACAUAUAUAUGCACUUCAUUAUGUUUACCUGCCAAGGAUACGACGGUCUGUUGAAGAAUUUAUUUUGCAGUGGAACAACCAUCCACUCAGCUCAGAAAAGAACAAAACACCUUAUCAAAUAUGGACCGAGGGUUUUUACAGUCAUGCUAAUUCGAAUCAACAUGCUGUCCGCAUUGCUUUGGAAGAUCGGGUUGUUGAUCCUAUCAACUACGGUGUUGAUGAUAAUGGGCCACUUCCUGAACUUCAGACGAAUAAUCAUGUGGUAGUUCCUAGAUCAGCAAUACAGUUGACUGAAGAACAAAUGAUUGCAUUGCUACUUGCCAUUAAUCCUCUUGAAGACGAUCACAAUUAUGGUAUAGACAUAUAUAAUCAUGCUGUACAAACAAUAACUACUAUAAUUCAACCAACAGAUGAAUAA